GCUUCUUUCCAUUUUUUAGUGUGGAAAUUUUCUUAUUUUGCUUUUUGCAGGUGCUAAAUAAAUAAAACGUUUUAAAAGUAAAUGAACCAGUUAACGAUUUUUACCAAGAAGUCGCAUCAUCAACGAACAUGAACACCACUUUGAACCCUUGAACGCCAAAUACAAUACGAUCAGUACAACUCAACAUGAAGUGAAAUGUGUAGUUUUAGAGAAUACAGGAAGAAAUCAAUCCACCCCCUAUAGUCUGUAGCCAAUAGAAAUUACAGCGUUGCUGAUAGACAAGUACCGACACCCAAUGAAAUACCAGAAUGUUGUCACGUCCCAGAAGUCGGCUGUACACUUACCCAAGAUGUCAGAAAGCGAAGACUGCACUGCAGAGACCGGUCCAGAGGCAGCGCCAGCAGCGACAGAGGACUUGGCCGUUGCUGAAGAGAAGAAGAAAAUUGAUAUCCUCCUCAAGGCUGUAGGAGACACACCGAUUAUGAAAACUAAAAAAUGGUCCGUGGAGCGCAGCCGGACUAUCCAGGCUCUUGUGCAGUUUAUCAAGAAGUUCCUUAAACUGGAUUCAACUGAUCAGCUGUUUAUUUAUGUAAACCAGUCCUUUGCACCCUCACCCGACCAGGAAGUUGGAACCUUAUUUGAGUGUUUUGGCAGCGACGGAAAGCUGGUCCUUCACUACUGCAAAUCACAAGCUUGGGGCUGAUGUGAGGUGAAGAGAUUCGUUUCCUGUUAAUCACCACCCUUAAAGCUUCCUGCCCGCAUUAAGGAGAGAAUUUCUUUAGUUUUUUUGUUCAUGCCAUCCAUGGAGGAGAUGGAUUUUUCUUGUGUCACCGACAUCUGGUGCCAUUUGCUUCCCAACUUUUACGUGGGGCCUGUCCGUUCUGUUCAUCUCUAUUUGUGCACAUAUCUUUCAUUUAGAUUUUCUUAACUUUGAAUGCAUUUUUUUUUUUACUAUUAUGGGAAAUAAUGUGGCAGUAGCUGCUGGUGCCAUACAUUCUCACAACCUGGACGUGUGGAAUAAAUGCAAUCCAAAGCAGCUGGACUGUACUGUGCUGCAGGCUGCAGCAGAGGGUGCUGUUGCGCUCCUAGAAGACGCGCUCUGUGACACUUGGAUUCGUGGACUGCAAUGCCAGCAAACUCGAGUUAAAAGUGUUUAACGUUUUAAAUCUCGCGUCUCCAGGAUGUUUGUCUUUCUUUCUAAUUACCAGCUGUGUUUUAAUUUCAUUUAGUGUACGUUGGGACAUGCUGUCAUAAUGUGAGAUUGUGUGUGGUCUAACAAUGCAAAUAUACACUUUAAUGCCUAAAAAUGGAAUUUAAUCCUAUAAUAUAUAUAUAUAAUAUUGUACAGUCAAACUAAAAAGUAUGUGAACCCCUAGGAAUUAUCUAUCUUCUUCUUCUUCUUUCGGCCGCUCCCGUUAGGGGUUGCCACAGAGGAUCAUCAUCUUCCGUAUCAUCCUGUCUUCUCCAUCUUGUUCUGUCACACCCAUCACCUGCAUGUCCUCUCUCACCACAUCCAUAAACCUUCUCUUAGGCCUUCCUCUUUUCCUCUUACCUGGCAGCUCUGUCCUUCGCAUCCUUCUCCCAAUAUUUAAGCUUUUGACAAGAAGCAUAUCCAGAUGGGAAUCACGCCUCGCACAAAAGAGCUGUCUGAAGAGCUACAAUCGAGAAUUGUUCAUCUACAUAAGGCUGGAAAGGGUUACAAAGUCAUCUCAAAGAUCAGAGAUAUUCAUCAGUCUACUGUGAGGCAAGUUGUCUAUAAAUGGAGACAGUUUGGUACUGUGGCUACUCUGCCUAGAAGUGGGUGCCCUGCUAAGAUGACCCCAAGAGCACAAUGCAAAGUCAACAAUGAGGUAAAGAAGAGUUGACAGCAAAGGACUUAAAGAAGUCAUUAGAACUGGCUAACAUCUCUGUUCAUGAGUCAACACAUGUGAAUUUCCCCUUGAGAUUAAUAAAGUAUCUAUCUAUGCGCAAAAUAUUGAACAAGAAAGGAGUCCAUGGCAGGACACCCAGAAGGAAGCCACUGCUAUCAAAAAAGAACAUUGCUGAACACCUGAAGUUUGCAAAAGAGCACAUGGACACUCCAAAACGGUACUGGGAAAAUGUUUUGUGGAGUGAUGAAACCAAAAUUGAACUAUUUGGGAGGAACAAGCAGAACUUCAUUUGGUGUAAGAAGGGCACUGCAUAUCAACAUCAAAACAUCAUCCCUACAGUCAAGUAUCAGUGUGCUGCUGCUGCUGGAGUAGGUGAAUUUCCCCUUGGGAUUAAUGAAGUAUCUAUCUAUGCAAUGCAAAUCUUAACAUCUUUAACUCUGCCACCUCCAGCUCUGUCUCCUGCUUUCUUCUCAGUGCCACCAUCUCCAACCCAUAUAACAUAGCUGGUCUCACUACUUUCCUGUAGAUCUUCCCUUUCACUCUCGCUGAUACCCGUCUGUCACAAAUCACUCCUGACACUCUUCUGAAGCCACUCCGCCCUCCGUGUACUCUCUUCUUCACCUCUCUUCCAAAUACCCGUUUAUCUAAGUAUGGUGGAGGGAACAUCAUGAUUUGGGCCUGCUUUGCUGCAUCAGGGCCUGAACAGCUUGCCAUCAUUGAGGGGAUAAUAAAUUCACAAGUUUAUCAACAAAUUCUCCAGGAUAAUGUGAGGGUGUUUGUCCGUCAACUUAAUUAAGCUAAGAAGAGGCUGGAUGAUGCAACAGGACAAUGACCCCAAACACCACAGCAAAUCCACAGCACAAUGGCUUCAGAAGAACAAACUCGGCCUAAUGGAGUGGCCCAGUCAGAGCCCAGAUCUCAAUCCUGACUUGAAGGGAGCCAUACACAGAAGACAAGCAAAGAAUAUGGAAGAGUUAAGACAGUUGUGCAGAGAAGAAUGGGCACAAAUUCCCCAAACCCCCCCCCCCCCCCCAGCAUGAUGUGCAGGUCUGAUUUGCAGUUACGGGACGCGCCUGGGUGAGGUCAUUGCUGCCAAAGGAGGGUCAACCAGUUAUGAAAUCCCAAGCUUCACUUACUUUUUCCACUACCACUGUGAACGUUGAAUGCGUUUGUAAAAUAAAGACAUAAAAGAGUAGAAUUUUCUGUGUGUCAUUGGCUUAAACUCAUUGUGUACAUCAGGGCCUGUGACAGAAGAAGAUCAGGUCACUUUUUAUGACCAAUUUAUGCAGUAAACCAGAUCAUUCCAAAGGGUUUAGACAUUAAUGGCUGUGUGUUGAGUUAUUUUGAAGGGACAACAAAUUUACACUGUUGUACAAGCUUUACACGGACUACUUUACAUUGUAUCAAAGUGUCAUAUCUUCAGUGUUGUCCCAUGAAAAGAUAGAAUAAAAUAUUUACAAAAAUGUG
Molecule: messenger RNA, 3338 nt
Organism: Erpetoichthys calabaricus (reedfish)
Lineage: Eukaryota; Metazoa; Chordata; Cladistia; Polypteriformes; Polypteridae
Gene: atg12
Product: ATG12 autophagy related 12 homolog (S. cerevisiae)
Exons: 4
Coding region: 296-703 (135 amino acids)
Biological process (GO): nucleophagy; autophagosome assembly; autophagy of mitochondrion
Cellular component (GO): cytoplasm; phagophore assembly site membrane; Atg12-Atg5-Atg16 complex
Source: RefSeq, a predicted model, not a curated record